Molecule: messenger RNA, 2510 nt
Organism: Lobosporangium transversale
Lineage: Eukaryota; Fungi; Mortierellomycota; Mortierellomycetes; Mortierellales; Mortierellaceae
Exons: 1
Coding region: 28-2466 (812 amino acids)
Molecular function (GO): protein binding
Source: RefSeq, a predicted model, not a curated record
CUUCGAUCGUGCCAGUAAUAAUCAAACAUGGAAGACAAUCAUCAACGCGUCAGUAACGACGCUAACCGCGACAACAAUGAUAGCCCAAGCAGCCAGGCUAAGAAUGGCAACCAAAGUGUCGCCAAAAUCGAUCCGCUUACCAUUCCGGAGAUCUUAAUGGAAAUCAUGACAUUCUUGGACAGGCCUUCGCUUUAUGAAUGUGCGGAGGUCUCACGUUUCUGGAGGCUCCAUGCCAUAUCUAUAAUCAAACAUACCUACAAAGCCCGUAUUGAGGACCUUUGUACUCCUACACCUCAAUUUCGAGAUGUCGAUAGUUGCAAUAACAUCGACGACGACAUCGAAGAGGAUAAAGGAAAUCACACCAACUCUGAAAAGCUACAAGAGUUUUCCCACAUCUGUCCCAACGUAGAAAUUCUCGAGAUAAAUAUGAGCUGUAAUCCCCUGCUCGACCUUGAUAUGUGGAAAAGACACGAGAACCAGUUCAUCUUUAACCGUUUAGUCCGCCUCAACUUUUGUCUCUGUCUUGACCACCUACACGACGGAUUUUUCAGUCUUUUGCCCUCGAUUGUGUCCAAGGCUCGAUGGCUCCGUGAAUUGGAAAUAAUAGCAGAAUUUUCUUGCAAUGCUUAUGACAUGGACGACAAUAUUAUGUCAACACUGAAGUCUACAAUGGCCAGUGCAAGGUCUUGUUCUGGAACGGAAUUACUUGGAGGGAUGCGAAGGCCCUUGAAGCGAUUUUUCACUUUUACGGAUAAAUUUCGUCACGACAUAUAUCUUCCAAUGAUUUUUUGGGCGCUUUUAGAGACUACCGAGGAUUCAUUGUCGGAUUCACUGUCGGAUUCAGGCAGCAAUCCCAUGGAUAGCAAUGAUAACACCUAUAAUAUUGCCAACAUAAAUAACCACGGCGCUCUGGAGGAAUUGAAAAUUAUCAGCACAAGAGUGCCUGAACCUUGCCGCUAUCCAAAGCUGGAUUUUAAUCUUAGAUACCACGGUCUUAGGAACACUAAAUGUACUACAGUUGCAUUGCGGUCACUCGUCAUCAUCAAUUUUGAGAACCGUAACCUGUACAAUCCCUAUACAAACAACUUCUACACCGUGAAUUUUCCUCCUCCUGAUAACGCAGCGCCAGAAUCCAACUGCUCAAUUCUCAGCAUUCUAGGUCGAUGUCCUUUACUAGAAAAUCUAUGCAUAUCAUUCGAUCUUAGUCUUCUCAACAACAGAAGGCAUAAGGCGUAUGAUAUCCAAACGACUCUUCAUGACCUUUUUUGUUUAAGUCACACUGAGAAUUGGGUUUAUACCUAUGACAAUUUUGUCGCAAAGAUGCACGAGUACUGUCCUAGACUAAGAUCGAUUGAUUUCGCACUCAAAUACGAUCUGACAUCUGAACACUGGAUCGAAAUGAUGGAUCGAUAUGGACCUCAGCUGGAGUCACUUAAUAUCUUUGGUGUCCGCAAAUUCACAGUUAUGUCGCUCUUGACCUUGAUUGGCCCUCCUAUCAAUCAUCCUAUCCGAACGUUGUCAACCGAAAACAUGCACCGUCUGACAUCGCUGAAUGUCAAUGGUAAUAGCGAGCUGGAAAAGGGUGCCUUCAUGAUCUUCAAGCAUUUGAGGGCACUCAAGGCUCUGCAUGCUCGAGAAAUCUCCUUAGAUGCAUCCUUCCUAAUUGGGUUUGACUGGGUAUUCAAGGAUAUAGAGACGCUUGAGAUUCGUGUGGGUAUUCCGGAACGACACAAGGAGCCUGACCACCCUUGUCAAAACUACACUUGGGAUGAUGAUGAAGGCCACUGGUAUCAAUGUGAGGAUAGGUCGCAUAGCUUUGUCGCAAAUUUUCAAGAGAGAUAUGUACCAAGGUGGCGGUCUUGCAGCGGCAUUUAUGUGGAUGAUUUUAUGAGGAGCCGUGUUCACGAGAAAGAAGAAGAAGAAAGUAACAAAGGAUCCAAUGACGACUUCGGCUUGAGCAAGCUGGGCCUAGAAGACUACCAAAGACAUGUUCAGAUCAAAAUUUGUGAGCAACUCGGCCGCUUAACUAAGCUCAAGUGGUUGGCAUUAGAAGGGUCAGUAAAUAAGCGCUUCGGCUGUUUGGAACUGACAUUGGAGACUGGUUUGGAUCGGUUGAAGCCUCUGCGACAGAACUUGGAAAGGCUCUAUUUGUACCAACUUGACGAGAAGCUUUGCUUACGUAGAAAGGAGGUUGAGUGGAUUGCACAGAAUUGGAUCCAUUACAACAACAAAAGGUGGCUACGGGAACAUGCUCCUGAAUUACUUGCACUAGAAGAUAGGUCUCCACCAUACAACGAGGGACGGGAUUAUUUCUUUCCAUCUCCAAAAUUGCAGUUACUUGCGGGUAUCACGAUAAAAUGUCCUAAUGAUCCGUCCGGGGUUUCUAGGCUCUCGAAUUUGGAUUGGUUGUGUGCUGAAUGCCCAGGACUCGAGAUCAUUACAGAUACAGAAGACACAGACAGUUGAGGGAAGUUAUUGGAAAAAUAAAGUUAUAAAAUGAUCUAUGUGGA